UUGAAUCGGUGGGAGAGAGAGUUGGGCAGAGACGGGCGCUAGUACAUCGAAGACAAUGGCAUGUGAUGUCGCCGCCAACGAACCACCCUCCAUCCCCACCAUAUUGGAGCUUCGCACGCUCGACAAGGCCCCCGCCGUCUGCCCCGUCCAGGAGCCCCGCGUGCCCGACAAGUCUCCCGCCGUCUGCACCGUCCGGGAGCUCUGUGCGGGCGAUGCGCCGUCCGCCAUGGGCAGGGCCCCCAAUCUCUGCGCCGGCGACACACGAUCGAGCUUGCUCGUGGUGAUGCUCAUGUUUGCAACUACAAUGUCCAUGGGCAUGAAUACGCAAAGAGGUACUAUCUUGGAGAUGGUAUAUACCCUCCUUGGUGCAUAUUUGUCAAGAGCAUCAAAGACCCACAAACUAGGAAAUAAUGUGAAUUCACAAGGGUACAAGAGGCAACCCGAAAAGACAUUGAAAGAGCAUUCAGGGUUUUGCCAUCUAGGUUUGCCAUUGUUUGUGGUCAUGCUCGUUUUUGGGACAAGCGAACCUUGAAAAACAUCAUGACAUGCUGUGGUAUUCUUCACAAUAUGAUUAUCGAAGAUGAGAUAGGCAUGAACUUGGAGUUCUUCUACUACAAUGUGGGUAGCCGUGUCAAACCAGUUAGAGACCCUAACCACACUAGAGCUUUUGUUCAGACCUACAAGGAGAUUGAAUAUGCAAACACCCACUUUCAGCUUUAGGAGGAUCUCAUUGAGCACCAUUGGCAAAGGGCUGGGUAGUAACACAUUCCAUUUUUCCAUUCAUUUUCAUUUAAUUCAUCUAUGAUUUGUAUUCGGGACAAGUUUGUAAUUAAUUAUU
Messenger RNA from Triticum urartu, 838 nucleotides. NCBI's taxonomy places the organism in Eukaryota, Viridiplantae, Streptophyta, Magnoliopsida, Poales, Poaceae. The record is from RefSeq and is a predicted model, not a curated record.